Messenger RNA from Pediculus humanus corporis (human body louse), 510 nucleotides. RefSeq lists its product as uncharacterized. The record is from RefSeq and is a predicted model, not a curated record. Gene Ontology annotation, molecular function: protein binding. Gene Ontology annotation, cellular component: RSC-type complex. Gene Ontology annotation, biological process: chromatin remodeling. Lineage: Eukaryota; Metazoa; Arthropoda; Insecta; Psocodea; Pediculidae. The coding region runs from base 1 to 510 and encodes 169 amino acids. The transcript has 2 exons.
AUGAAAUUACCUUCUAAAAAUAAAUUACCGGAUUAUUACGACAUAAUAAAAAAACCUUUGGAUAUAAAGAAAAUAUUUAACAGGAUAGAAGAUGGAAAAUAUUCGGAUUUUGACGAUUUGGAAAAGGAUUUUACUCAAAUGUGUAAAAAUGCUCAAAUAUACAACGAAGAACCUUCUCUCAUACACGAAGAUUCAAUCGUCCUUCAAUCCGUGUUUACGAACGCGAGACAAAGAUUGGAACAGGAUGCGGAAACGGAUGAGGAUAAAGGUGAUGAAGAGAGAAUCCCGUCGUUCGGAUUUUAUUAUUUGUCGAAUUUUAUUUAUUUUGAUUUUUUAAAUUUUCAGACGGUGGACGACGAGGAUGGAAAUUCCGAAUCGGAAUCCGUUAGAAUGAAAAUAAAAAUAAAAAGUGGAAAAGGAGGAAGAGGAGGAGAGGGAAGAGGAAGCACGAGAAGGAGGAAAACUCAACCAAAGUACACGAAUAGCGAUGACAAAGACGAAGAUGAUUGA